AUGCCUCCCGCACGCCGCCAGGGCGUGGGUGGCCGCCAGGUGUGGAGGGUGUGGCCGCCAGGUGCCGCCCCCACCACACCUCGCCUCUCACUCGUCACUUACACCGCCCCGGCACAGCUAAUUGUGGCGGUGGCCGCGCCCCUGUGGUGGCGCGUCGCCGCCCCCGCCCGCGGCUGUAGGGCGCGGCAGGGCGCGGCCAGGUACCGCCCUCCGCUUAUCCCCCGGGACCAGGGCCAUCUUGCCGCCCCCACCCACCCCGCCCACCCCGCCCUCUCACAACCAUCACAUCUCCACCAUUUUCCCCACGACUCCAGACUUACACGCGACAGAUUUUGUCGAAGAUGUUGCCGGCCCCGCCCUCAGAAGGUGCGGCCACCCCCCGCCCUCAGAAGUUUUGGCCAGCCCCGCCCUCAGAAGGUGCGGCCAGCCCUGCCCUCAGAAGGUGUGGCCAGCCACGCCCUAAGAAGGUGUGGCCAGCCCCCGCCCUCAGAAGUUUUGGCCAGCCCCGCCCUCAGAAGGUGCGGCCACCCCCCCGCCCUCAGAAGUUUUGGCCAGCCCCGCCCUCAGAAGGUGCGGCCAGCCCUGCCCUCAGAAGGUGCGGCCAGCCCCGCCCUCAGAAGGUGCGGCCACCCCCCGCCCUCAGAAGUUUUGGCCAGCCCCGCCCUCAGAAGGUGCGGCCAGGCACGCCCUAAGAAGGUGUGGCCAGCCCCGCCCUCAGAAGGUGCGGCCAGGCACGCCCUAAGAAGGUGUGGCCAGCCCCGCCCUCAGAAGGUGCGGCCACCCCCUGCCCUCAGAAGAUGUGGCCGGCCCCGCCCUCAGAAGGUGCGGCCAGCCCCGCCCUCAGCCACACCCAUGUACUCUCUUGCGUCUCCCCUCAAACAAAACGGCCUCUGUGCCCCAGGCUACGACGGCCUCAGUGCCCCACGCCAGGACGGCCUCUGUGCCCCAGGCUACGACAGCCUCAGUGCCCCACGCCAGGACGGCCUCUGUGCCCCAGGCUACGACGGCCUCAGUCAGGACCCCACGCCAGGACGGCCUCUGUGCCCCAGGCUACGACGGCCUCAGUGCCCCACGCCAGGACGGCCUCUGUGCCCCAGGCUACGACGGCCUCAGUGCCCCACGCCAGGACGGCCUCUGUGCCCCAGGCUACGACGGCCUCAGUGCCCCACGCCAGGAACGGCCUCUGUGCCCAAGGCCAAAACGGGCUCAGUGCCCCACGCUAAGACGGCCUCAGUACCCCACGCUAGGGACGGCCUCUGUGCCCAAGGCCACAACGGCCUCAGUACCCCAGGCUACGAGGGCCUCAGUGCCCAAGACAAUAACGGCUUCCUUCAUCAAAGUUACAACAGCUUACUCGUGCGAUUCUACGACUACCUUAAAGCACCUCGUCACAACGGUCGCAGUGCCUCGCACUACAACGACACCCGUUACGUCGGCCGCAGUGACUCGCGCUACAACGGCUCAGAGACUCGCUACAACGGCUUCCCUGCCUUACAAAGUGACAGCGAGAGAUGGGCAUCGGGCGUGCCCCGCCAUCACGCCUACACUGUAACCCCAUCGUCGACACUGCCACCGUCGUCGUCGACACCGUCGCCCCCAUCGUCGACACCGUCAGUCCACACACAGUCAGAUUGUCGCAUUCUUUUAAUCUUAGAUUUAUGUAAAUAA
Molecule: messenger RNA, 1668 nt
Organism: Procambarus clarkii (red swamp crayfish)
Lineage: Eukaryota; Metazoa; Arthropoda; Malacostraca; Decapoda; Cambaridae
Source: RefSeq, a predicted model, not a curated record